This is a messenger RNA of Anarrhichthys ocellatus (wolf-eel), 3912 nucleotides long. RefSeq names its product mediator of RNA polymerase II transcription subunit 26. Gene Ontology annotation, biological process: regulation of transcription by RNA polymerase II; positive regulation of gene expression. Bases 218 to 1939 code for a protein of 573 amino acids. Lineage: Eukaryota; Metazoa; Chordata; Actinopteri; Perciformes; Anarhichadidae. Gene Ontology annotation, cellular component: nucleus; core mediator complex; mediator complex. The record is from RefSeq and is a predicted model, not a curated record. Gene Ontology annotation, molecular function: transcription coregulator activity. The transcript is spliced from 3 exons.
CCGAUACCCGGAGAGGUUGCUCGCUGCUCGUCGUCCGAAUUAUUAAAUCGUGACGGCAGCGAAUGAAAACAAAAAAUAAAAAGCAUCAUAAAACAUGGUGCUCGCUCCCAGAGAAGGUCUUCCGUUGGGCCUGUGAGUGUCGGCAGGUUCUCCACCGCCGCCUCUUCGGGGGAUUCUGCUGUCUUGAGUCCGUCCUGACCCGCGACACCGCAGGGCGAUGACAGCGGCUACAGCCACUCCGCAGGUGAUGAGAGACCGGCUACUGCAGGCCAUCGACGGCCAGAGCAAUCAGAUAUGCAACAUGGUGGUAGUUAUGGAGGUGAUCUCCUUUUUGGAGAAAUAUCCGAUCACCAAAGAGGCACUGGAGGAAACCCGUCUUGGCAAGCUCAUCAACGAUGUCCGGAAGAAAACCAAGAAUGAGGACCUGGCAAAAAGGGCCAAGAAGCUCCUGCGAAACUGGCAGAAGCUAAUUGAGCCCGGAAAGGGUGAGGUGUUGUCCAAAGGACACAGCGGCGCAUCGUGGUCUUCCAAUGGUGGUGCUCAUCCCUGCAUCUCCACUACAGCGGCCACCACGCCAUCAGGUAAAACGGGUCCAGAGUUGAAGAACAGAAACGACUUCAACAACUGUUACUCCCCGAGGGUGGAGAAACCGAGCAACAGGAAACGUAAGGGUGACCAGAAGGAAGGACAGCUCUUGCCAGCCAAGAUAUCCAAAACGACUCUUAAUGAUAAAAUUCACAACUCCAAACACCUGCCGACCAAUGGGAUUGGUGGUAGCUCUGAAAUUUUGACAGAUACUCGUGCGCAUCAGUCUUUGGACAGGGAGAUUUCUGAGCCUUUGGACAAUGAAAGGCUAAAUAAAAUCCCAGUCAAUGCUGUAAAACCUCAUCCAAGUGCCCCGGGAUACAUCAAGCCUCCGAGCACUUCUUCUUUGCUAAAAGCAUCAGUUUUGCAGCAACAAGCCAGACAGGAGAAAGCUUUCUCUGGGGGCCAGUGUCGACCCAGAAGCCCACGCUGUUCCUUGCACAGUCCUCAACCUCCAAAGCAGGAAGCUGGUGUCAAACAGACUGCAGCACAGGCACAGGGUCUUUCUAGCCCCACUGUGAGGCCUGGGCCUGUGGACACCUCUGGGCCGGAGCCUUCCACUCAGCCUUUCACCGGUUGUGUUCAGGGUUUGCACACACCCGGUUCAGAUUUGGAUUCUCAAAGCAGGCCUCCGACUACGUCUCUUCUCAAGUCUUGUGCCUCCUCCUGCAGUGACGUGCUUAGUUUGGAGGAUGAUGGUGCAGUUAUCAAUACGGAGAAAAGGAAAAGACAGAAAUACAGGCCUAAGGACCAUGUGAUCAAUUUAGAUGGACAGACUGUAGAGGAUGGCACUAAACCCGUCAGGUUAAAAGACAGGAGACUGACAUUUGACCCUGUAACAGGACAGAUAAAAUCCUCCUUUAAUAAGGAGUCGUGCCAGGAGGGGGGGGUCAGCCUGGACCACAGACCUGAGCCUCAGUGGUCGGAGCAGCCAAAGCAGACUCCACCAGUCCCUCCCAGUCCCUUCCAGCAGACGGACUGGAAAGAGCUGUCGAGGAGCGAAAUCAUCCAGUCGUACCUCAGCCAGCAAAGCAACGUGCUGACGUCGUCGGGCGCACACACCCCCGGUGCACACUUUUUCAUGACCGAGUUCUUGAAAAAAGAGGAGCCCCGAAGUACAGAUGUCAAGAAAACACAUGUGCUGGCACCAGAGCUCCCAGCCAGGGAUUUACCGGGGGUCAGCAGAGAGGUCAUCAACGAGGACCUGAACAGAUUACACAAGCAUCACUGGUCCGGGGUCAACGGCUGCUAUGACACAAAGGGUGCUUGGUAUGACUGGACGGAGUGCAUCUCUUUAGACCUGCACGCAGACGAGAGCAGGUUAAACAUACUGCCGUACGUCUGUCUGGAUUGAAACGGAGGUAGGGUUGUGAGCUGCCUUCAUCAUAUCGCGGAUCAACUCUGCGUGUGUGUGUGUGUGUGAAGGCACUUUUAUUUCAGUGUACGCUGCUGUUUUGCACCGUUGGUGAAAGUGGAAUUGGUGUGCCGUCUGCUUGGGUGUGUGUGUGUGUGUGUGUGUGUGUGUGGAGCGGGGGGGGGGGGGUGAUCAGUGUUUUUAGGAGUUUUUGAACAUUGUGUUAGGACAGCACGAAGAACUGAGGCUAUGCAUUAUCUGAACAUUUAGCUGUAUCUGUUCAGUAAUUGUACAGAAUAAGUUCUGUACAAGUUACUGGCCAUUCUGUACUGGACAUUCUUCAUAUGGGGAGAGGACAACACAUUAAACUGCACAGCUACAUUUUAUUCCUGUUAUCUACAUGCCACGUACAUUUAGUCCAUAGUGCAGUAUUAUUUAUUUUGACUUUAAGAUAAAUUUGUAGUUAAAGUUUAAAAGAAAAUGGGACUCGAUCAACUCAAUCACCUUUCAAUAGAGAGUAGUAAGUAACAUAAUUGGAGCAGUCUGCCAAUGAUGUUUUUGUUACGCUGACUCGUGCAUCUUGAAGGCUAUUGAGCGGUUUGAAGCUGAAAUGAAUGCUAUCUUCAAGUAGCUGUCAUUGGUACCAUUGGUACUAACAACUAUCUACUGCUGUGCAAAACUUUUAUCUUUAGAACAGAUGUUUACCCAUUGCAAAACUGUCGUGCAGCCACUUUCAGCUGAAAAGUAAACUGAUAAGUCAGCUUUAAACAUUUGAAUAUUGUUCUUGUGUUGUUGGGUUUGAAUGCUGUUCGAUAAAGUAAACUGCCAGAUGUGACUGUGCAGUUUGGGGUGAGGGAAAGAGAGGCUGGUAUGGGGGUUGAAAAAUGCAUGUUGCUGAUAAAGAAAUGUGGCUGUCAUGUAUGAUAUUUAUUUCUAUUUUAAUUUUAAAAUUUAUAUACAUGUUCAGGCUACACAAACAUUUUUGUUAGAUGGUUUUGUUCAGAAUUGGUUCAGUGAUGCAGCAGUGACAGUCCAACACAGGAAACUCUCCAAAAUGACACAUUCUGAUAAUGUGAACUCUAUUUUAUACUUGCCUUUUCCCUUUACUGUGUAUUUAGGCUAUAAAAUAUGAAUUGAAAUGGCAGAGCGGUUAAUACUACUAGCUUGCAUCUUUGUACUGUCAGGACGAACUGAGAAAUAAAUUGACAUGCUGGAUAAAGUACUUAAUAUCAUUCCUGUAGAUAUUGUUUGCCUUAUGGAAACCUGUGUUUUCCCUAAAGACGGAGCCUUAGUGAAUGUACAGAAAUUAGCCUUUUGUGUUCCAUUGAAUGCAGAAGAGGACAUAUUUGCUACUUAGUCCUUUAAGUGGACAUGUUGAUAUGUGUUAAUAAAAAAUAAAAAAAACUGAAGAAAUUGUGAUUUUCUUUGUACUUGUCUAUUGCUUACUCUUUGCAAUUACUUUUUUUUUUUUUUUUUUUAACCUAACUGGCAAAUUAAUUUCCACAGUGCAGAAUCAUCACUCUUUUUGGCAACAACAUUCCUAUGCUCAUGAGAAAAAGGGCAUUCUGAAAAAAAUACUGGAAUUAAAAAAAAAUACAAGAAGCCUACGUUUCACAAUGUCAUGGUUAUGUAUAGUUAUUAGCUAUUUCACAAUGUGUUUCAUUUUGAACACUUUCAUGUUCAGGGAAUGGGUCAUCACUUCUCAAGCAUUUCCAAGUGGUUUGUUUUAAAUGCAUUUGUUUUUAUUUGUUAUUUUAAUUUAUAUUUUAAUGGUUGAUUAUAUAAAUUCAAACGCCAAUAUCUACCAUUUUGAAUGCAGCCCACAGCAGAUAAAUUCAAUAAACGCACGUCAGAAUAAAUGCUUUUAUUCUGAAACGUGUCACCGGAAGCGGAGCGUACCCUUCAUUGUUGGUAGUCGCGCGGCGCCUGCCUCCCUCCCCCAAUGAGCCAGACGCACAUCGCCGGUGACUCGU